GGAGCGUGACGGCGGCGGUGUGCGCCUGCGCGCUGGCGGCGGCGGCGGCGGUGCCCGGCGGGGAGGGGGUCCGGAGUGGGCCGCCGGACCCAAAACUGAAGGGGACCUCGGGGAGCCCCCUCCCUGGGACCUUGGUGGCCUGAUGGAGUAAGAGGGGUCGGCUGUGAGUGUGUGACGUUGAGUGCUUCAGAUCUGGUCACUAUGGUACGAGAACGAAAAUGCAUAUUGUGCCACAUUGUGUACAGCUCAAAAAAGGAGAUGGACGAACACAUGCGGAGCAUGUUGCAUCACAGGGAACUUGAGAACCUGAAGGGCAGGGACAGUAAUCAUGAGUGCCGAGUGUGUGGGGUCACAGAAGUGGGUCUUUCUGCAUAUGCAAAGCACAUUUCUAGCCAGUUGCACAAAGAUAAUGUGGAUGCCCAGGAAAGAGAAGAUGAUGGAAAGGGAGAAGAAGAGGAAGAAGAUUAUUUUGACAAGGAACUCGUUCAGUUAAUAAAACAAAGGAAAGAACAAAGUCGACAAGAUGAACCUUCUAAUAGCAGUCAAGAAAUAAACUCUGACGACAGGCGACCCCAAUGGAGACGAGAAGACCGAAUCCCUUACCAAGACAGAGAGAGCUACAGUCAGCCAGCAUGGCACCAUCGUGGACCUCCUCAGCGAGACUGGAAGUGGGAGAAAGAUGGCUUUAAUAAUAGUAGGAAAAACAACUUUCCACAUUCUUUGAGGAAUAAUGGUGGACCAAGAGGCUGCUCCGGGUGGCAUAAGGGUGUUGCAGGAGCCUCCUCAGCUUGGUUUCACAACCAUAGUAAUUCUGGAGGUGGUUGGCAUCCAAAUAGCGGAACGGUAGAUUGGAGUCAUAAUGGUACAGGAAGGAAUUCCGGUUGGCAUUCUGAAGGAACAGGUGGCUUUUCCAGUUGGCAUAUGAAUAGCAGCAACGGAAACUGGAAAUCCAGUGUACGUAGUACAAAUAGUUGGAAUUACAGUGGCCCCGGAGACAAAUUUCCAGCAGGCAGAAACAGAAAUCCUAACUGUCAGAUGGAAGACCUCGCUAUGCUGUGGAACAAGAAAUCUAAGUCCAACAAAUACAGUCAAGAGAGAUAUAGUUGGCAGCGGCAAGAAAGUGACAAAGUUGGUACGGCUGCCGCAUAUAGAGGUCCUUCGGAAGGAUUUACAAGUGAUAAGUUUCCUUCAGAAGGCUUACUCAACUUCAAUUUUGAGCAGCUGGAAAGCAAAACUUCUAAACAAACAGAUCCCAUAGCUUCCAAAAUGGGUGGGAAGAAUGGCAGUAUAGGGAGGGACAAGCUCCAUCGCUGGACUCCUUACCCUUCCCAGAAGACUCUGGAAUUACAAUCAGGAAUGAAGGAAGUCCCUGGUAACAAGGCAGAAGUGAUAGAGAAGCCUUUCUUUGACUUCAGCUUCACAACCACAGGAACACCAGAGCCCCAGACUGAUGAAACAAAGAAUUCCCCAGCGCUGAAAAUACAAAAAGAUACACAGAGUGGAUCCCUUACUCACAAGGCCCCUUCUGACUGCGCUGCUUCUUACGAGGCGGUGAGGGAUUCCCCCAUUACAGAAAAGCACGAACAAGAACCUCACUUAAGUAAGAUGCCAUCAUUAAAAUCCGCACUCCUUCCAAUUCCAGUCACCAAGUCAGUUCCUCAGAAGCCAGAUUUAAAGAAUCCCUCAAAAAACACCAAAACAAAUUCUUUUUUUCCUGGAGAACACUCCAAUCCCUCGAACAAACCCACUAUGGAAGACAGUCCUGGGUCUUACAUAACCAAACUGCGAAGUUCAUGUCCACAUGUCUUAAAAGGGAAUAAAGGUACGUUCGGCACUCAGAGGGAACCUGACGAAAAUUUCAGUGACACGUUACAGAAAGCCGAAGAGGCGCUACAGUGUCAUGAGUCAUUGCAAAACCCACUUCUUGGCACUUCUAAAAGGACCAGGAACUUUGCAAAAGCAAGUAGGAAUGUUGAAGAGUCUGAAAAAGGAUCUUUGAAGAUAGAGUUUCAAGUACACACGCUCGAAGAUGAAAGCGAUGGGGAGCUCUCUGACACAGAAAAGCAUGGAUCAAAAAUUGGAACCUUGGGCUCUGCCACUACAGAAAUGUUAUCCUGCAGCACUCACAUCGCUGAUGAGAAAGAGGGGGAUGACCCAAACGUGAAAACAUGCAAAAAACUCUCCACCAAUGCAUGUACAGCUCAUCCGAAAGAACCUGAGUUGCAAAUGGCCUCUGCAGCCAGUCCACCCUCUGGCUUACUGCUAGACCUGAAGACGUCUCUAGAAGAUGCACAGGUGGAUGACCCCAUUAAAUCUCACGUAUCUUACGAAACAGAAGGUUUUGAGAGCGCUAGCUUGGAUGCAGAGCUCCAGAAAAAUGAUCUAGGUCAGUCCUCAGGCCCUCUUCUGCCUGAACUCAGUAAGCUUGGCUUUCCUGCCUCUCUCCAGAGAGAUCUAACCCGGCACAUUAGUUUGAAGAGCAAAACUGGAGCACACCUGCCCGAGCCAAAUCUCAAUAGUGCUCGCCGCAUUCGCAACAUCAGUGGUCAUCGAAAGGGUGAGACGGAGAAGGAAUCUGGGCUCAAGCCCACCCUUCGACAGAUUCUCAAUGCAUCUCGGAGAAAUGUCAACUGGGAACAGGUCAUCCAGCAAGUAACCAAGAAGAAGCAAGAGCUUGGCAAAGGCUUGCCCAGGUUUGGCAUAGAAAUGGUGCCCUUAGUUCAAAAUGAACAAGAGGUCUUGGAUUUGGAUGGGGAGCCUGAUCUGUCCAAUCUGGAAGGAUUCCAGUGGGAAGGCAUUUCCAUUUCUUCAUCUCCUGGCCUGGCCAGGAAGCGAAGCCUCUCUGAGAGCAGCGUGAUCAUGGACAGAGCUCCUUCUGUAUAUAGCUUCUUCAGUGAGGAAGGUACAGGUAAAGAAAAUGAGCCCCAGCAGAUUUUUUCACCUAGUAACUCAUUGAGGGAUUCCCAGAGUCAGACAACAAACAUGGGCCUUAAGCAGGAAGUGACACCUGUGGCUGCCUCGCUCAGAACAGGUGAAAGGGCUGACAAUGUUGCGAGUCCUAGGCGACAUAGUGCGCAGUUGUCUUCUGACCGGAUGAUACCUUUGAUGCACUUGGCCAAAGACCUGAACAGCCAGGAGAGUUCUACGCCAUCUUCAGAGAACCAGAAUACCCAGGAGAGUAAUGGAGAAGGAAACUCGUUAUCAUCAAAUACAUCCUCAGCCCUCGGAAUUUCCAGUUUGGCAGACGCAGCCACAGACAGUAGCUGUACCUCUGGGGCCGAACAGAACGACGGCCAGAGUGUGCGGAAGAAGCGAAGAGCCACUGGCGAUGGAUCUUCUCCCGAACUCCCAAGUCUUGAAAGAAAAAACAAAAGAAGGAAAAUCAAAGGAAAGAAAGAACGUUCUCAGGUUGACCAGCUGCUGAAUAUUUCCUUAAGGGAGGAAGAACUGAGCAGAUCACUGCAGUGCAUGGAUAACAACCUUCUGCAAGCCCGGGCAGCCCUGCAGGCGGCAUAUGUUGAAGUUCAGAGGCUUCUGAUGCUCAAGCAGCAGAUAACUAUGGAGAUGAGUGCGCUGAGGACCCAUAGAAUACAGAUUCUGCAGGGAUUACAAGAAACAUUUGAACCUUCUGAGCGCCCAGACCAGGUUCCUUAUAGCCUUCCACGAGAGCAAAGGAACAGUAGAUCUCAGACAUCUGCUGAUGCCACACUGCUGCCUACUCCCUUUUUCCCAGUUUUUCUGGAGCCUCCAUCUUCCCACAUGUCUCCGUCGUCCACCGGAGUCCCUCUCCAAGUAACCACAUCUCCUCCUUUCCAAGCCCAUGGCAGUGUUCCUGCUCCAGACUCUUCAAUUCAGAUUAAGCAAGAACCCAUGUCUCCUGAACAUGACGAGGGUGUGAAUGCUGUGUCACAAGACUCUGCUGGCAAUGUGUCCAAGGAAUUACCACAAGCUAAUAGCGAGAACAGUGACAGUUGUUCAGUCUAUCCAGUUAUCACUGCAACAUUGUCCUUGUCAGAGGUCACAGAAAGUUUCCAUGAGCCCAGCCAAGAACUGAAGUUUUCCACGGAGCAAGGAAAUACCAGGAACAGAGGAAAUGUGCCCUCUCCCCAACCAACUGAUCUUCCAGGCAUUAAUAAAGAAGAUGAAGAGCCAGUCAAAGGCAACAGCGGGUCUGAGGCCUGUACCAGUUCUUUUCCAAGAUUGUCGUUUGUUUCUGAAACCCCUGUAGAGAGGGAGCCCCACUCUCCAGCUGACCAGCCUGAGCAACAGGCAGAGUCUACCUUGACAUUGGCUGAAACUCGGGGAAACAAGAAAAAGAAGAAACUUAGGAAGAAGAAAACACUCCGGGCUGCUCAUGUUCCUGAGAACAGUGACACUGAGCAGGAUGUAUUUACAGCUAAACCUGUAAGGAAAGUAAAGACUGGAAAGUCAACUAAAGGGGGGAAGGUGACAACCUCCACCUGGGAAGAUAGCAGAACUGGCCCAGAACAAGAGAGUGUCAGGGAUGAACCAGAUAGUGACUCGUCUCUGGAAGUCCUAGAGAUUCCUAACCCUCAGUUGGAAGUGGUGGCCAUUGAUUCUUCUGAAUCUGGAGAAGAGAAACCAGACAGCCCAUCUAAAAAGGAUUUUUGGAACUCCACAGAGCAAAACUCCUUAGAAACGUCUCGUUCUGGCUGUGAUGAAGUUAGCUCUACCAGUGAGAUUGGCACUCGUUAUAAAGAUGGUAUCCCUGUAAGUGUGGCAGAAACUCAGACCGUGAUCUCCUCCAUAAAAGGCUCAAAGAACUCUUCAGAAAUAUCUUCCGAGCCAGGAGAUGAUGAUGAGCCCACAGAAGGGAGCUUUGAGGGGCACCAAGCCGCAGUGAAUGCAAUUCAGAUAUUUGGGAACUUACUGUACACCUGUUCAGCAGAUAAAACUGUCCGAGCUUAUAAUCUGGUGAGUCGGAAGUGCAUUGGUGUCUUUGAGGGGCACGUCUCCAAAGUGAACUGCCUCCUGGUUACCCAGAUCUCCGGGAAGAAUGCUGCUCUUUACACUGGUUCCAGUGACCAUACCAUUCGCUGCUAUAAUGUCAAGACACGAGAGUGUGUGGAACAUUUACAGCUGGAAGACCGGGUUCUCUGCCUCCACAGUCGAUGGCGAAUCCUCUAUGCAGGACUGGCAAAUGGCACCGUGGUCACCUUCAACAUCAAGAACAAUAAACGACUUGAAAUCUUCGAAUGCCAUGGCCCUCGGGCUGUUAGCUGUCUUGCUACAGCACAGGAAGGCGCUCGAAAGCUGCUCGUUGUUGGGUCUUAUGACUGUACCAUUAGUGUUCGUGAUGCACGGAAUGGACUCCUCCUCAGAACUCUGGAGGGCCACAGCAAAACCAUUCUUUGCAUGAAGGUGGUGAAUGACCUUGUGUUCAGUGGCUCCAGCGAUCAGUCAGUCCACGCCCAUAACAUUCAUACUGGUGAGCUCGUGCGGAUCUAUAAAGGUCACAAUCACGCAGUGACUGUGGUGAAUAUCCUAGGAAAAGUGAUGGUGACUGCUUGCCUGGAUAAAUUUGUUCGUGUCUAUGAAUUACAGUCCCAUGAUCGACUGCAAGUUUAUGGAGGACACAAAGACAUGAUUAUGUGUAUGACCAUCCAUAAAAGUAUGAUUUAUACUGGCUGUUACGAUGGCAGUAUUCAAGCUGUGAGGCUGAAUCUGAUGCAGAAUUACCGUUGUUGGUGGCACGGCUGCUCUCUGAUAUUUGGUGUUGUGGAUCAUUUGAAACAACAUUUGCUCACUGACCAUACAAAUCCAAACUUUCAAACUCUGAAAUGUCGCUGGAAGAACUGUGAUGCUUUCUUCACUGCAAGGAAAGGAUCCAAACAGGACGCUGCGGGACACAUUGAACGACAUGCUGAGGAUGACAGCAAAAUUGAUUCGUGAAGUUUUUUGCCUCCCAUGUUGGGAAGUUAUUGUUUGAACUAAUUUAACUUUGGCCCUUCUCAGAGGCCACAGUCUUCCCUUCCCCAGAGAAGCAGGGAGGGAGAAAAUGGUCACUAGCCAGGCUUACCACUAGUGUAAGUCUGGGCAGCUCUAUGGGAUGAUAGGUACACUGUAAGUUCUUACUGGAGGUUUCUCAGAUUUAAACAGAUUUUAAGGAACCAUACUUCUCUGGGACAGCAUGGAACGUAGUAAUCUAUGCUACUAGUAUUCUCCAGAUGUUGAUUAAAGAUACAGAUCUUAAUUCGAUGCCCGGUCUGACCCUAAUCAUAUCUAUUUUUUUAUUGCUUUUAGUUUGUGAUUUUUAGUUUAUGUUCUUAUGAUGGUUUAAACCGUAGUCCAGCUUUUACGUACAAGUUUGUGCAAAUGCUAGAUUUUUAGGAUCACUUUUAAUUUUUUUAGUUCUAAUAACUGGGUAUUUAAAUUAGAAGCAACUAGUUGCCUUUCUUAACAAUUAUGUGCAGUGUGUUUCACUAUUCUCUUGCCUUGUAGAUGGACAGAGCUGGCUUUAUAUGCCAAAGGGACACACAGUAGAUUUUCAACAGCUAGAGUGACUGCUCUGCUGAUUAUAUUUUAGGAAUUCAGCAAAUCACAUAAUGACAGGUCCUCACUGACAGCAUUUCCUAUCAGACAUCUAUGCACAUUUGGCUGGGAGUGCUCAGUUCAGGAAAGUACACAGACCUAACAUCUACCUUGCAAUGUUGCUGUUAGGCCCCGAACGCACACGGUGUAGGUAUUGUCAGGCUGUUUGGACUGGAGUGUAGCCUUUAUUUCCCUUUCCAGUUUCUGACUCUAGGCCUGUUGUGGGUGUGAAACCUCUUAGUUUUCUCCAUUGCCAAACCCUCUCCGUUCCGCUCUCUGGCUGUGCCUAGACUCUUGGCAGCCAUCACAUACUUCCUCUAGGCUCCCAGCGUGUUUAUCCCCCACCUGCAGCACCCAAGAUGGGGGAAUUAAGAUAAAGCAUCUGCAUACAGUCUUUAGGAUCUCAAGCAACUUUUUAGAAACUGAUUUCUGAAACUGGAGUCUUGCCUUCACCUCCCUUCUAGCUGGCAAAGAAGAGUAGAGUAUGAGGAAGGUAAAGACUCCAAUUUUCCACUGAGAGCAGCCAAGUUAACACAGCCUAGUGAGACUGCUUUUGGAAUUUCUCUGGACUCUUGAGAGAAGCUGUAGAAGUGUUGCUUUCUAGCCUUUUGUUUCUGGAUUCUCAAAACCAUGAAAAAGUCUCCAGAGAGCUAGAAGAAGGGAAAAGAGCCCAGUGCCACAUAUGAGACUUGGGGAUGUGAUGCAUACUGUUUUCUGGGAUUGCCGAGCACACAGGUUUCUCCAGCCCUGUUUGUGUGCACACAUCUACUCACAGCUCUUCACCUGGGCUCUGGGGCUGGGGACUUCACCCAGCUUCAUGAGGGAUUUCAGGAGGGUAUGAUAGUGAAUGCAAGACUAAGUAUGUGUUCUUUUUUUCCAGGGAAGGCUCUAGCGAUUCUUACUGGAACCAUAAACAAGAACUAAUCUAGGAGGUACUACCAAAUAAUGAAUGGCCCCACAGACUAUUUACUUCUAUCCUUAUGAACAGGAAAACUUUUUUUUUUUUUUUUGACCACACUAUUGAUAGUUGCAUGAUACUUGAGAGAGAACAGAGGGAAGAUUCUCUUACAUAAAAUGUAUCUGUGCUAUUUCUUUAUGAGAUUCAGAAGCUUUCUUACCUCUCCUCCCCAUUUCUUAUAAGGAUGACCAGAGCAGUCAGGCUGUUGUGUGGGUGUGGGAAGGGUGAUUUCCCAGGAAGGCGUAUUGGAAUUUAUUACUAAUCCUGGUGUUUUACUCAGGUCCGUAGUGAAGCCGCGUUCCAUGGUGACUGGGCAGUGUGCUAUGAAAGUCUUCCAUGCUCUGUUGCAUGGGUGCCCUUCUGUCCUGCCCGAGGACAUGUCUGAAAAGAGGAGAGUGGUGGAGCUUUGGUACAGCAGGAAGGGGUUAUGUGAGGUGCUGGGCAAUCGUGGGGAAGGUAUGAGCAGAUUGAUAGAAUCAGUAACAACUGAUUUGGGUUUAAUUUUGGUAGAAUUGUGCACAGUCUUUCUGCCUUUGUGUGUGCAGCUGUGACUGUUCCUUGUAUGUGUGUAUGGGUGUGGGUACCUAUAUUUGUAAUACUUUUCCUCAUUUCACAAACUUUUUUUUUUUUUUAAGCCAUGGUAAUACCGUCCUUCUUUCAAGAAAUUGUAAAAUUCUUCUAACCCCAGGUUGGUGUGUUAUCCUAAAUGCACGGUUCUAGCUGUCUAUUUAGAAAUAAAGGCACCAUAAGCAUCUUGGCUGCUUAUGGUUGUGUUAUUGCUUUUAAGAGUCUUGAAAGUUACACAGAACUUAGGCUGCUUUCUGUCUUUUACAAUGUCUUAACUGAUUCUAGCCUUCUGUCUUCCCUUAGAGAAGAGCUGUGGCUCAGCUUUUUGUGUUGACUUGGUGUUUAGUACUUAAUGAAGGAAGGGAAAUGUUCCAUGACCUGAUAAAACCCACCUCGUUUCUUAUAAGGGGUUGGAGGCCAUUAUGAGAAUGUUAUCUUUAGUUGCCUGGGUCUACUUUUAAUGGCUGGAAGCCAAGAAAACCAUAGUAUCCGUCCUUUGGUGUGCAUAUGCUAGUAUUUUAAUGACAGUUUACGGCAAACUAUCAGUUACUUCAAGUUUUUUCCUAAAGUUUUUAAUCAGGUUCAGAAUGUGUUUUAACACACUCCUCUGCUGAGUGAUAAAGCAGUUAAACACAUAAGAGCAAAGAAUUAUCUCCACCUGAUGUUACUUGAAUUUGAGGGAAUGCCAUUGCUACUACACUCCUGCUUUUGUGGGGGAAACUGUUUUCCUGCCUCAGAAGUUAGCAGUUGAGUGUUUAGCUCCUGACCUACCUAUAAUGUAUAGGCAAUAUUAUUGCUGUUUAAGUGAUCAUUUGCCUAACAGGGGCUUUUUUGUUUUGGUUUUGGGGUAGAUAAUAUAGUAGACACCUUUAGUGACUAGGUAUGUGGAUGGUAUGGUGGGAGUAGGUGUACAACACUUAGUGGAAUGGCAUGAUAUAUUUUAUGGAAGAGAAUUCACUGGAGGGGAGAUCACAGUAUAUUGUGAAGUGGGAUUUAAACAACACAUACCCUCUGGUUUGUGCAAACGACUGUAAUUUGUAUACGCUGACUUACAAAUUUUGUUUCUGCUACCAAAAGGAGAGCUCCUAGAACUGUUACGAAGGCCAUGCCUGCCACAUUGGGAAAACUGUGGUUUCAUCCCUGCCCCAAAUCAUCAUGAUCUUCAGGAUUUCAGAGUGACUGAUAGGGUAGAAGCUAUGGUGGAGGUGAUUUGGGCUAUACUGAGUUCCAUGUGUAAGUGGAUAUGAAGUCCUUGUAUAAACCAGACAUAGUGCUUAUUAGACAAUAAUCUCUAACCUCACCUCCAGACUACAACUGCUGGGUCAUAGGGCAACUAAAGUUUCCUAGAUUUGCUUUACAGUUGAAGGUAGUAGCCCAGUUGAAUUGGUGGGGGAGGAAGUCAAGGAGGAAAGGCUGUUGAAGAGCUUUUCUCCUGCUUAAAAGAAAUAUAUGCCCUAGAGCUGCUCCAGUACCCUUGGUAUCUGAAUUUUUUUAUAUAUUGAAUAUGGAUUAGAUGAAUGAAAUCAGAUGACAUUUGACUGCAAAAAUGUUUAUAAGCAAAUAGCUUAGCCUUCUUACAUUUUGGUAUAAAGCUGUGAACUUCAUAACUUUGUAAAGCAAGAUAUAAAGCAAAUUCAAGAGGAAAAUAAAGUACUUUUACUAAUUGUUUA
This is a messenger RNA of Mustela erminea (ermine), 9747 nucleotides long. It is a transcript of the gene ZNF106, whose product is annotated as zinc finger protein 106. Lineage: Eukaryota; Metazoa; Chordata; Mammalia; Carnivora; Mustelidae. Gene Ontology annotation, cellular component: cytosol; membrane. The record is from RefSeq and is a predicted model, not a curated record. Gene Ontology annotation, molecular function: SH3 domain binding; RNA binding. The coding region runs from base 202 to 5913 and encodes 1903 amino acids. The transcript is spliced from 22 exons.